Molecule: messenger RNA, 2247 nt
Organism: Haliaeetus leucocephalus (bald eagle)
Lineage: Eukaryota; Metazoa; Chordata; Aves; Accipitriformes; Accipitridae
Gene: ALKBH8
Product: alkB, alkylation repair homolog 8 (E. coli)
Exons: 11
Coding region: 8-2032 (674 amino acids)
Biological process (GO): tRNA wobble uridine modification
Cellular component (GO): nucleus; cytoplasm
Molecular function (GO): S-adenosylmethionine-dependent methyltransferase activity; tRNA binding
Source: RefSeq, a predicted model, not a curated record
CACCAGCAUGGAAGUUAAAACCAGCAAAGGUCAUUUGAAAGUCCAUAAAAUGAAGAAGAAGGUAUUGAGGAAGCAAGUCAGAGCUCAGCAUACAUUGAUGAGACAUGAGGGCAUUGAAUGUAUCUCCCAUGCCACACAGAGCCUGGUUAUUGCCAAUGCUGGUCUUGGUAAUGGGAUGAGUAGACAGCAGCUGCUCAGAAUAGUAGAGGAAUAUGGAUUGGUGGAAACACUCUUAAUGCCACCGAAUAAACCAUAUUCAUUUGUGAAAUAUGGGACAACAGAAGAAGCCAAGAAAGCCUUUGAUGCCCUUAAUGGAAAAGAAGUAACACUGGAAGACUUUGGCCAAAACAUUGUUCUAUAUAUUAAUUUUGUGGAAAAAGUUUUCUGGCAGAAUGCUGUUCCUACAAGCUUGCCUCCAGGCCUAAUGGUCAUUGAAAAGGUUAUUUCUCCAGAGGAGGAAAGGAGGAUGUUGGAAAGUAUUGACUGGAUAGGAGAUGAAGAUACUCAAAAUGCCCAGAAGACUUUAAAGCAUAGAAGAGUAAAACAUUUUGGAUAUGAGUUUUGCUAUGAUAACAACAAUGUUAAUAAAGACAAACCUUUACCUGGAGGUCUUCCUGAAAUUUGUGACCUGUUCUUGGAGAAGUGCUUGAAGCAGGGUUAUAUCAAACAUAAACCUGAUCAACUGACUGUAAAUCAGUAUGAACCUGGACAAGGAAUUCCUCCUCAUAUUGAUACACAUUCUGCUUUUGAGGAUAAAAUAAUCUCUCUCAGUUUAGGAGCUGAGAUUGUGAUGGAUUUCAAACACCCUGAUGGCCAUACAGUGGCAAUUAUGCUGCCCCGAUGCAGUUUAUUGGUGAUGGCUGGAGAAUCCAGAUACCUGUGGACACAUGGGAUUACACCCCGAAAAUAUGAUAUCAUUCAAGCAUCUGAGCUUGGGCAAAAAGUUGGAACAAUCACUGCUGAUGUUGGAGAUUUGACACUAAAUCGCAGGGAAACAAGGACAUCAUUUACAUUCAGGAAAGUGAGGAGAAGCCCUUGCAAUUGCAUUUACCCAUCUGUCUGUGACAGCCAGAAAGGACAGCAAAGACAGGUACAAGCUUCAUUUCCCCACAAUGACAUGGAGGCCUCGAAGCUGGAGCAAGAAUGUGUACACAAGGUGUACGAAGAAAUUGCCACACACUUCAGCAGUACCAGGCAUAGCCCAUGGCCCCGAAUUGUAGAAUUUCUCAGGUCCCUACCAAAAGGGUCAAUAGUAGCUGAUGUUGGUUGUGGUAAUGGGAAAUAUCUAGGCAUCAACGAGGAUUUGUACAUGGUUGGCUGUGAUCGCAGCAAAAACCUGGCAGAUAUUUGUGGAGAAAAAAAUUUCCAGGCUUUUGUCUGUGAUGCCCUGUCGGUGCCAAUCUGCAGUGGUUCUUGUGACGCCUGCAUCUCUAUUGCUGUAAUCCACCAUUUCUCAACAGCGGAGAGGAGACUGGCUGCUAUCUGUGAACUAGCCCGGCUUCUAAGACCUGGUGGAACGGCACUCAUUUAUGUCUGGGCAAUGGAACAAGAAUACAAAAACCAGAAGUCUAAAUACCUUAAGGAAAAGAAUGAUAGUAAAGACAAAGAGGGGGAAAUCAAUAUUGGCGGAGGCCAGAGACCACUUAGCGAUCAAAUGCCUGAUAGCAGCAGCCAAGACUCAGCAUGUUCUGACGGACUUCUUAAUGACUUGAAUGACGAAGGCUGUGCUGCGAAGUUAGUAGCAGACUCCAGACUGCCUGUUCACACUAACCGAACCUCCUUUCACUCUCAAGACUUGCUAGUUCCCUGGCACCUGAAAGGUGGCACUAAAAAGAAAGGGGAAAGCAUUGAUACAGUGUUGUGUCCAGCUGGCUCCAAGGAAUCACAAGAGCUCAGCCCUGUUUUCCACCGCUAUUACCAUGUGUUUUGUGAAGGGGAACUGGAAGCAGCAUGCAGAUCCCUGGAUUGUGUGAGGGUUCAGAAGAGUUACUAUGAUCAGGGAAACUGGUGUGUGGUUCUAGAAAAGUUGUAGCCUGUGGUGUUUCCUCCACUAUCUGUGGCAUUUUGUUUGUUUUUUUACAGCAUCAAAGUUAUUUUUAAUGCAGGCUACAGCUAUUACCUCUUUUAAAAUAGCAGAAUAAAGAUUGUUUAUUGCGUUAAUAACAGUAACUAGCACUUUGUGCAUAUGUUAACAAAAUAAUGGCCAAACUCGGAUACUACCUCUGCACAGCGUUUAUUUCACUCUUU